Messenger RNA from Mastomys coucha (southern multimammate mouse), 2804 nucleotides. It is a transcript of the gene Cnot10, whose product is annotated as CCR4-NOT transcription complex subunit 10. Gene Ontology annotation, molecular function: protein binding. Gene Ontology annotation, cellular component: CCR4-NOT complex. The record is from RefSeq and is a predicted model, not a curated record. The transcript is spliced from 19 exons. NCBI's taxonomy places the organism in Eukaryota, Metazoa, Chordata, Mammalia, Rodentia, Muridae. Gene Ontology annotation, biological process: negative regulation of translation; mRNA catabolic process. Bases 112 to 2526 code for a protein of 804 amino acids.
UCAGUUAACUGACUUUCAGUUUGGAAGAGAUGUUAAGUUUCUUUUCUGUGUAGUUGAAAUAUAUAGGGGUGGGGGGGUGUGUGCACACGUGUGUGGUUGUUGUUGUUAGAAAUGAAGUCUUUCAGUUUAAAGAAUGUCAAGGUUUGUGCAUCCAAGAGCUCCGUUCACCUGCGUCAGCCAUGUUCACUAGGCCAGGGCAGAAGGAAAGUGAAGCUUGUGGAGGAGAGGUCACACCCGCUCUCCAUUGGCAAUGGAGCCUACUUUUGGACAAGUAAAGACACACUGUGGGAUUAUAUGCAGACACUGUCUGAUCAGGGAGCAGAGAAGCAUGAAGGGGCAGGCCAGUCAUCUGGAGUCACUGACCAGGAGAAGGAGCUGUCCGCCAGUGCUCUCCAGGCCUUCACAUCUGGAAAUUAUGACGCCUGUCUGCAACACCUUGCCUGUCUCCAAGAUAUAAACAAAGAUGAUUACAAAAUUACUCUGAAUACAGCAGUAGCUGAAUUUUUUAAAAAUAAUCAAACAACAACAGAUAAUUUGAGACAAACACUUAACCAGCUGAAGAAUCAGGUCCACUCAGCUGUUGAGGAGAUGGAUGGAUUAGACGAUGUUGAGAACAGCAUGCUGUAUUAUAACCAAGCAGUCAUUCUCUACCAUCUGCGGCAGUACACGGAGGCCAUAUCUGUUGGAGAAAAACUUUAUCAGUUCAUAGAACCUUUUGAAGAAAAAUUUGCCCAAGCGGUGUGCUUUCUGCUCGUAGACUUGUAUAUUUUAACCCACCAAGCUGAGAAAGCUCUGCAUCUUCUUGCCGUCCUAGAAAAAAUGAUUUCACAGGGUAGCGGCAGCAAAAACGGGAAGAAUGAGACUGGCAAUAACAGCAGCAAAGACGGAUCCAACCCUAAGGCUGAGAGUGCAGCUCUAAUAGAGGCUGCCAAGUCCAAGGUACACCAGUACAAAGUCCGCGGGUACAUCCAGAUGAAGUCCCUGAAGGCAUGCAAAAGGGAAAUCAAGUCAGUCAUGAACACGGCUGGAAACUCUGCACCUUCCCUGUUUCUUAAAAGCAAUUUUGAAUACUUAAGGGGCAAUUAUCGGAAAGCGGUGAAGCUGCUAAAUAGUUCAAACAUUGCCGAGCACCCGGGCUUCAUGAAAACAGGUGAAUGCUUGAGAUGCAUGUUCUGGAAUAACCUCGGCUGUAUCCAUUUUGCCAUGAGCAAGCACAAUCUGGGGAUUUUCUACUUCAAGAAGGCUCUGCAGGAAAAUGACAAUGUGUGUGCCCAGCUCAGUGCGGGUAGCACUGAUCCAGGCAAAAAGUUUUCUGGAAGACCCAUGUGUACACUGCUGACCAACAAAAGGUAUGAGCUGCUGUAUAACUGUGGGAUCCAGCUGCUGCACAUCGGGAGGCCUCUGGCUGCCUUUGAGUGUCUGAUUGAAGCUGUUCAGGUAUACCAUGCGAAUCCUCGUCUUUGGCUCCGGCUGGCUGAGUGCUGCAUUGCUGCCAAUAAAGGGACUUCUGAGCAAGAAACUAAAGGACUUCCCACCAAAAAGGGAAUUGUACAGUCUAUUGUUGGCCAAGGGUAUCACCGUAAAAUAGUUCUGGCAUCACAGUCUAUUCAGAACACUGUCUACAAUGAUGGGCAGUCUUCAGCCAUUCCUGUAGCCAGUGUGGAGUUUGCAGCCAUCUGUCUCAGAAAUGCCUUGCUGCUGUUACCUGAGGAGCAACAAGAUCCCAAGCCGGAAAGUGGCUCCAAGAGCAGCAGCCAGCUUGGAGGGAAUGCCGAAAGCAGCGAGAGCAGUGAGACGUGCAGCAGUAAAAGCCAUGAUGGGGAUAAGUUCAUUCCUGCUCCACCAUCUUCUCCGCUGAGGAAACAGGAAUUAGAAAACCUCAAGUGCUCCAUCCUUGCCUGCAGUGCAUACGUGGCUCUGGCCUUAGGCGAUAACCUCAUGGCUUUGAACCAUGCGGAGCAGCUCCUACAGCAGCCCAAGCUGUCUGGCUCUCUUAAAUUUUUGGGCCAUUUAUAUGCCGCAGAAGCCCUCAUCUCCCUCGACAGAAUAUCUGAUGCCAUUACACAUUUGAACCCAGAGAAUGUCACUGAUGUCUCCUUAGGGAUUUCUUCAAAUGAGCAGGACCAAGGAUCAGACAAGGGUGAAAAUGAAGCGAUGGAAUCCUCUGGCAAGCGCGCCCCUCAGUGCUACCCCAGUUCUGUCAACUCUGCCCGGACUGUGAUGCUCUUCAACCUGGGCAGUGCCUACUGCCUGAGGAGUGAGUACGACAAGGCCCGGAAGUGUCUGCAUCAGGCCGCAUCGAUGACCCAUCCUAAAGAGGUGCCCCCUGAGGCUGUCCUGCUGGCUGUCUACCUGGAACUGCAGAACGGUAACACGCAGCUGGCCUUGCAGAUGAUCAAGCGGAACCAGCUGCUCCCUGCAGUAAAGGCACACUCGGAUGUGAGGAAGAAGGCGGUGUUCCAGCCGGUGCACCCCAUCCAGCCCAUCCAGAUGCCCGCAGCGUUCACCACCGUGCAGAGAAAAUGAGAGCUCGCCUUAGAGGAGCUGGUACCUGAGGCCCAGGGUACCUUCAGGAGCCUUUCAAUUGUCCUGCAGGAAAGCCAAUAAAGAAAAUACAGUGGCGAAGGUGCUGGUGUGGAAGACUGUUUGAGACUGUGGGACCCGCUGGGUCUUAUGCCAGAGGCUUACCCAAAAUUAAGGACUCCUCCUACUUUCAGUUUUUAUUUACUAUCUGCCAGUCUUUAAUUGUGAACCAUUGUGUUGAUAUGUCUGUGUCUAGGCAUUAAAACAUGUUCUUAUCAGAA